CUUUUCUGCCACUCUUUCUCCUUCCUUACACUCGUCGGAUACUACCAGUGUGGUUUCGUUCGCCUGUCUGCCAUACGUGACUUGACCGGCGUCAUGAGAUGAUGUUUUCUGCAUUCUAAGUUGUGGCUACUUUUCUCCCAUCCUCCCCUUGACGAGUGAGCCUUGUCACAAUGCAACUCCCACGUCUUUUACAAAACAGUGUUGCAGGGGGACUGCUAUGUGCGGCUUUGUUCACGCCACUGACAGGGGCAUCGCCCUCUAUCAAUGUCGCUCUCGAGACAUCCUUUUCUGCCGCGCCGUACCUGGUUGAGCUGCUGGAGACAGCAGCUCUCGAGAAUUCCUCCUCAUACUUUCCCCUCCUCGAUCGCAUAGCGGAUGGCGCAUUUGUCGAUUUACAAACGGAGAAAGAGCUGUACAAUAAGUUUAUAGAAGUGUUGCAACAAGAUGGUCACCUUUCCAACCCUGAAUCUCUAUCCUCCUUCAAAUUCGCACUGGCCCUCCAUGCUGCGGCUCCGCGGGUCGAGGCCCAUUUCCAAUACUACAAUCAUUCGGUCCAACCACAUCUGAUGGCUGCGCAGGACGCCGCCUGUCCGGUAUGGGUUUAUCUAGAUGGCCAGCAAUACUGCUCGCCUGCACUCGAUCGUGCCCAACAACCCGUGUCUAUGCCAGAAGCAGAAGGAGAACUGCCCUUUGACCGGGUUCUGGGGUCCGACGUCGACGGACCUCAUUCUAUUCUCUAUGCCGACAUCACCCAUCCGUUGUUCGGUCAAUUCCACUCUAUCGUCAGCCAAACGGCCCGUGAAGGGCGGUCGACGUAUAGACUGAGGUACCGACCCUCGACGCUAUCAGCCAGGAAGCCCUUGUAUGUCAGCGGCUACGGCGUAGAGUUGGUCCUCAAGCGCACGGAUUACAUUGUCAUUGAUGAUCGAGAUGCCCAGAAGUCCGAAGCAUCCAAACCCGAGCAGAUAUCUUUACAGCAAGCUCAGGAUGACGACCUGACAGAUUUGAAGCCAUUGACUAGCUCCGAGGUUGUCAGCCUGAGCGUGAACGCUGCUAGUCUUAUAGCUUCCAGCCCCGACCCUUUGGAAAGACUGCUUCAGAUCACUUGUGAUUUUCCUCGAUACUCUUCUGUCCUUGCUUCUACCAACGCUAGCAAAGAGUUCCUCGCAGAGCACAGGGCCAACCGUGAGCAAUUCUUACCCUCCGGAUACAAUGUCUUCUGGAUCAAUGGCGUUCAAAUUGAAGCGCGGCAUAUCAACGCAUACUCCCUUCUCGAACAUCUGCGACGGGAACGGCGUAUUAUUGGCGAUCUGCAGAAGAUCGGGUUGGCUCCAUCUGAGGCCGUUAGCCUGAUGUCGAGCGAGGUCAUCGCUGAAACACAGGCCAAUGAGUCUCCCCAGCGGUUCGACUGGCGGGACGACCUUGAGGAGAACAAGGUGUUGAUGUGGUUGAAUGAUCUCGAGCAAGACAAACGCUACGCUGGCUGGCCUUCAAGUCUACGAGCCUUAUUUGCACGCGUCUAUCCAGGCCAGCUUCCUCAGGUCGCUCGUGACAUUCACAAUUUGGUCGUUCCCAUUGAUAUGACUGAUGUCAAAGACAUUGAGCUUGUUACCACGGCUCUCCAGAACUUGGUCAAAAGAUCGGUUCCAAUCAGGGUUGCCUUGGUGCCGACAGGUACCGGCGCCGUUGCUGACAUCUAUUCCAAAUUGUCAUACCACAUCCUGGAUACAUACGGUCUCGGCACGUUAAUGUCGUUCUUUACUGAGAUUGCGUCGAGCAAAAAGCUACCAGCAAGUCCUGAGAAGGCUUUUACGACCGCAAUCAAGGGCCGAUCUCUCCGCGAAGGCAAAGAGGUAACACCUUAUGAAGGGAUCUUGCAAGCCGAGCCCCUAGAUGCGAAGCUCAAAGCACGAGAUGCUUAUGUGAAGCGUUUAGCUCUUGGGAGUGCAAAUCGGCCUUUCGUUGUCAAUGGUGUUGUUUUGCCACGCAGUGAGAACUGGUUUGAAGUACUCAGCUCGAGAGUCUUUUCUGACCUGCAAUUGUUGCAACAAGCUAUCUAUGAGGGCGCCAUAGAAGAAGAAGGGUGGAUACCGGGGAUUCUCCUUUUCUCAGCUGCCGCACGCCGCAAUGAACUGGUCUUUCCAAGUGAUCCUAAAAACGUUGAGAUUGUGGACAUCAACCGUCUGACAAAUGACUUUGCAAACGAGUUUGCCGCCUUGCCGCGGAUCCUCGGCAAUGCUGCGACGCUUUUGAGUGACCGAGCUCAUGUCUUUGUGAUCGCUGAUCUAAGUACAGCUGCUGGUCGUGCCUUUCUUCAGCAAGCGCUGGACUUUUGGGAAGCUCAUCCUGAAGCCGAUCUCUUAAUUUUGCACAAUCCAUUGCCAGACUCGGAACUCCAUUCCGUAGCUUCUGGAUUGCACGCACUCACACAACAUGGCCGAGACCUCACAGUUGAGCAAGUACGAACCCUUCUGGAACAAGACACCAUUUUACCGGAAGGAGAGGAAGAAGCUGGCAGAUUCUGGGCUUCCUAUUGGGGCCUGCUGAACCAAGUAGGGCUUGAGAUGGGCCAGAAUGGUCUGUGGUUGAAUGGCCGUGUCAUUGCUCCAGUAGACGACUCGUUUAUGGCGACUGACUUCGAAUCGCUACUCGAAUACGAGCGCCGAGAACGGAUGGCUCCUGUGACUACUGCCAUCACCAGUCUGGGUCUCGAAGAACGAUUCGGUGACGCCCUGGAUCUUGCGAAAGUCACUUCCCUUGUGGCAAGGUCGCUCAAAUCUGAUCUUCCUGAAGGUCUCAGAGAGUCUGCACCGCUCAUCAGAAUGGAUCGUUUCAAAAUUUGGAAUGACACACACACGUCCUUCAAAAUAUCCAAUGGGGACAAUCCCACCAUACAAGUUGUUGCUGUGGUUGAUCCUGCCUCGGAGGUUGUACAGCAAUGGGUGCCCAUAUUGAAGACACUGUCUCAUCUCAGUGGAGUCAGCGUUAAGAUCUUUUUGAACCCGAAGGACAGGUUGGCCGAGCUUCCAGUAAAACGAUUUUACCGUCAGGUCGUCAGCUCAGAACCCACAUUCGAUUCUGAAGGGUCUCUGCAAGAGCCUACAGCGUCCUUCCAACGGAUACCCAGAGACAUUCUUUUCAAUCUUGGAAUGACCGUACCACCAUCAUGGCUUGUUGCACCGAAAGAGUGUACAUACGAUCUCGACAACAUCAAAUUGAGCAGCGUGGCUGACGGGGAUAACAUUGACGCAGUGUACGAGCUGGAGCAUAUCUUGAUCGAGGGACAUGCUCGGGACGUAACGACUGGUCCACCUCCACGUGGCGUACAACUCUUGCUUGGCACCGAACAAGAGCCUCACUUUACGGACACCAUCAUCAUGGCAAAUCUAGGCUAUUUCCAAUUCAAAGCGAACCCCGGCUUUUGGCAUAUCACAUUAAAGCCUGGAAGAUCUUCAAAGAUCUUCAGUAUUGACAGCGUAGGCCCACAAGGAUAUGCUGCCCAGCCCGACGACGAGACAACAUCGGUCGCACUGUUGUCAUUCCAAGGGGCAACCUUAUUCCCGCGACUAUCCCGGAAGCCUGGUAUGGAGGAUGAAGAUGUGUUAGAGGCUUCGGGUGGAGCAAUGGACUACUUGAACAAAGGCGCUUCGUUCGCUUCCUCGGCUCUUUCUUCCCUUGGCUUGAAGACGAAGUCCUCAAACAAUGCCGAUAUCAACAUCUUUUCAGUCGCAUCUGGCCAUCUCUACGAACGUAUGCUGAACAUCAUGAUGGUCUCCGUAAUGAAACAUACCAAGCAUACAGUCAAGUUUUGGUUCAUUGAACAGUUCUUGUCUCCAUCAUUCAAGUCGACCUUACCGGACAUGGCAGAACAUUAUGGUUUCGAUUAUGAGAUGGUUACUUACAAAUGGCCACACUGGCUGCGGGGACAAAAGGAGAAACAGCGUGAGAUCUGGGGAUACAAGAUUUUGUUCUUGGACGUGUUGUUCCCUCUGGACCUCGACAAAGUGAUCUUUGUGGACGCCGACCAGAUUGUUCGCACUGACAUGAUGGAGCUGAACAAAGUUGACCUCAAAGGUGCACCGUACGGGUUUACACCGAUGUGCGACUCCCGUACGGAAAUGGAAGGGUUCCGAUUCUGGAAACAAGGUUACUGGGAGACCUAUCUCCGGGGCAAGCCAUAUCACAUCUCGGCUCUCUAUGUGGUCGAUCUGAAACGAUUCCGUCAACUCGCGGCUGGCGAUCGGCUACGACAACAGUACCAGGCUCUGUCGUCGGACCCGAACAGCCUGAGUAACUUGGACCAGGAUCUACCAAAUCACAUGCAGCACGUCCUGCCCAUACACAGUCUCAGCCAAGAGUGGCUGUGGUGCGAGACGUGGUGUAGUGACGAGAGCCUCGGCGUGGCCAAGACAAUUGAUCUUUGUAACAAUCCUCUGACGAAGGAGCCCAAGCUCGACAGGGCAAGAAGGCAGGUUCCCGAAUGGACGGAAUACGACGAGGAGAUUGCUAGUGUGUUGAAGGAGGCUGCGGGGAAGAGGAGCAGCCGUCAGUUGCCGGAAGUGGAUGAGGUUGCUGGAAAAAAAGAAGAUAUUGUGGCUGCUGAUGAUGAAAGAAAGAGGGAUGAAUUAUGAUUUUGUCAAAAAGCUAGAGAGGGACACAAAAGAGAAAAGAGCAAAACUAAAUUUUGAUAACUUGGGUGCUUAUACUGUGUAUACUACCACGUGAAAGAGACACAAUUUAGAUAUAGACUCUGUAACAACAGC
Exophiala oligosperma is the source of this 4763-nucleotide messenger RNA. RefSeq lists its product as uncharacterized. Gene Ontology annotation, cellular component: endoplasmic reticulum. Gene Ontology annotation, molecular function: UDP-glucose:glycoprotein glucosyltransferase activity. The transcript is spliced from 2 exons. Bases 171 to 4631 code for a protein of 1486 amino acids. The record is from RefSeq and is a predicted model, not a curated record. NCBI's taxonomy places the organism in Eukaryota, Fungi, Ascomycota, Eurotiomycetes, Chaetothyriales, Herpotrichiellaceae.